CCGUUCACACGCCUGCCUGCCUCCUCCUCCCGUCGCCAUGGAAGCGCCCUCCGCGGGCUCCUCCACGAUCUAGCGCUGCGCGUCAUGCGGCGAACCUGAACGGAGCCUGGGCGUCGGACGCCGAGAGCUGCCCGUCUGGGGGGCACGAUCUGGUGCGGCGCGUCAUGGGGAGGAAGCCUGACCCGGUAGCCAAGCCGCACCACUCCGGCGGCGGCGGCGCCUCCUCACCGAGGGCCGCGCGGAAGGCGCCGCCUUCCCCAGUAUUCCUGGGUACCGCGCUGUUCGUUCUAGGGUUCGUGUCCUUGUUCACGGGGCACGUGGUCACCGACGCUGACUGGUCGCGGAUCCGGAGCCGGUGGCGAUCCAAGCAGGUUAGAAUCUACGAACCAAUUGAUAUUUGGAAAUCGAGGUAUUCCAGCAUCUACUAUGGUUGCAGUGGGAGAAGCACGAAUUUCAGAUCUGCUGUGCCGGAGAACAAUUCCACUGGUUACCUGUUGAUUGCUACUAGCGGGGGGCUGAAUCAGCAGCGCAUAGGGAUUACAGAUGCUGUUGUGGUUGCCUGGAUUUUGAAUGCCACACUUGUUGUACCUGAGUUAGACCACCACUCAUUCUGGAAGGAUGAAAGUGACUUCUCAGACAUUUUUGACGUGGACUGGUUCAUUUCCUACCUAUCAAAGGAUGUAACCGUUGUUAAAAGGAUCCCUUAUGAAGUGAUGCUGUCAAUGGAUAAACUCCCGUGGACCAUGCGAGCGCCUAGGAAAUCAAUGCCCGAGUUUUACAUUGAUGAAGUUCUGCCAAUACUCAUGCGAAGGCGAGCAUUGCAAUUAACUAAAUUUGAUUAUAGACUCACUAGUGAGCUCGAUGAAGAUCUGCAAAAGCUACGUUGCCGAGUAAAUUUUCAUGCAUUAAGAUUUGCAAAUUCCAUACAUACUCUGGGUCAGAAACUUGUUCAUAAGCUGAGACUCAUGAGCCCACGAUAUGUUGCAGUUCACUUGAGGUUUGAACCAGACAUGCUUGCAUUUUCUGGCUGUUAUUAUGGUGGUGGUGAAAAAGAAAGAAAAGAACUGGGUGAAAUUAGGAAACGGUGGGAUACAUUACCUGAGUUGAGUGCUGAGGAUGAGCGCAGCAGGGGGAAAUGCCCAUUGACUCCUCAUGAAGUUGGUUUAAUGCUCCGAGCUCUUGGUUUUGGCAACGAUACAAUCCUGUAUGUUGCUUCUGGAGAAAUAUAUGGCGGAGAGGAAACCCUCCAACCUCUCAGGGAACUCUUUCCAAAUUACUACACCAAGGAGGAUCUUGCUGGGGAUGAUUUGAAACCAUUCCUUCCUUUUUCUUCACGGCUGGCUGCAAUUGACUUCAUUGUUUGUGAUGAAAGUGAUGUCUUCGUUACAAAUAAUAAUGGAAACAUGGCCAAGGUUUUAGCUGGCCGAAGGCGAUACAUGGGCCACAAGAGAACUAUUCGCCCAAAUGCAAAGAAACUCAAUGUACUGUUUCAGAGACGGAAUCAGAUGGGCUGGGAUAUGUUUUCGCUGAAGGUGCAGAAAGUCCAGAGGGGUCUUAUGGGAGCACCUGAUGAUAUCAGACCAAAACAGGAUGAUUUCCAUGAAUUUCCAUCGGCAUGCAUCUGCUUAAGAAAACCUAGGAACAUAUCGGCAACAUGAACUGAAAGCUUGGCAGCACAUGCGGUGGACAACAGGAGGAUGCUACUAGUUGUGCCUGCGCUUGCUGCACGGGAGAAAAGAUAUAUUUGCUCUGAAAGAAACAUGGUGGGAUCAACAUGACAGGGAUGCAUGAUGCAUAUACCAAGAAAUAGAUGCCAUGGUGGCAUGGUGCGAUAGAGAUGAAAGACGAGAUGCAUGGCAACUGCCACGUGAAGGAGAUUUUCCAACUGGAGAUCUGCCGUGCCUGUAAAUUGUUGUUUAUAAAUACAUGAUCGAUUCUUUGAAUAUGGUGUGCCUCUGUAUCAUGAUCUUCUGUCCAAGUAAAGCCUCAGGGCAGUUACAAUUAUCUGCCCAGGGCAAAUGGACAAGUACAACAAUAACACUGGCUACCCCCAUAUUUUGUCAUUA
Messenger RNA from Panicum hallii, 2066 nucleotides. Its product is annotated as O-fucosyltransferase 29-like. The record is from RefSeq and is a predicted model, not a curated record. The transcript has 9 exons. NCBI's taxonomy places the organism in Eukaryota, Viridiplantae, Streptophyta, Magnoliopsida, Poales, Poaceae. The coding region runs from base 165 to 1658 and encodes 497 amino acids.